Platichthys flesus (European flounder) is the source of this 1228-nucleotide messenger RNA. Its product is annotated as gastrula zinc finger protein XlCGF8.2DB-like. The transcript has a single exon. NCBI's taxonomy places the organism in Eukaryota, Metazoa, Chordata, Actinopteri, Pleuronectiformes, Pleuronectidae. The record is from RefSeq and is a predicted model, not a curated record. Bases 224 to 1000 code for a protein of 258 amino acids.
GCUUCAACAACUUGAGCAGGCUGAUAUCAAGUUCACAUUGACUGCUGUCACUGUGAAGAGUGAAGAAGAUGAAGAGAAACCUCAGUUGUCACAGCUUCAUCAGAGUCAGACUGAGGAGAACAGAGCGAAUUGUGGAGGACCAGUACCAGCCAGGAUCUCAGGUCCUGAUGGACUGUUACAACCAGGUUCUGAGGACAAGACUGUAGACAGUGAAGAUGAUUGGAUGCAGACCAGGGAACCUCAGUCUGGUUUAAAUACAAAAAGUAACAAACAGUCUCAAAGUGAUAAGAAAUGUAUAACUGCUAAGAAAGCAUUUAGUUGCUCUGAGUGUGGUAAAACAUUUAGACAAAAGGGGGAUCUAACUGUACAUAUGAGGAUUCAUACAGGAGAGAAACCAUUUAGUUGCUUUGAGUGUGGUAAAAUAUUUAGAAGAAAGUGCCAUCUAACUUUACAUAUGAGGAUUCAUACAGGAGAGAAAGCAUUUAGUUGCUCUGAGUGUGGUCAAACAUUUAGACAAAAGGGGUCUCUAACUUCACAUAUGAGGAUUCAUACAGGAGAGAAAGCAUUUAGUUGCUCUGAGUGUGGUCAAACAUUUAGACAAAAGGGGUCUCUAACUUCACAUAUGAGGAUUCAUACAGGAGAGAAACCAUUUAGUUGCUCUGAGUGUGGUAAAACAUUUAGCCGAAAGCUCAGUCUAACUGAACAUUUGAAGAUUCAUACAGGAGAGAAAUCAUUUACUUGCUCUGUGUGUGGUAAAAGAUUUGCCCACACUGGUUCUCUAACUUUACAUCUGAGGAUUCAUACAGGAGAGAAACAAUUUAGUUGCUCUGAGUGUGGCAAAACAUUUAGACAAAGGAGCCAUUUAACUAGACAUAUGAAGAUUCAUACAGGAGAGAAACCAUUUACUUGCUCUGAGUGUGGUAAAAGAUUUAGACAAAAGAGCCAUUUAACUGGACAUAUGAAGAUUCAUACAGGAGAGAAAUCAUUUACUUGCUCCUAGCGUGGGAAAUAUUUAGAUUAAUAGGUAAUCUAACUGCACAUGACCAGUCAAACAGGAGAGAAUGAAUUUACCUGCUCUGUGUGCUUAAAGAUUGAAGUUGCAUCGUUUGUAACAAACAUUUCUUUCAGAUUAGUCAGCAACUACUAAUAUUGUACAUAUUAAUAGGUCAUUAUUAUACACAUUAAUAGAGAAAUUUGAAUCCCCUUUAACCUGUCUUUAAAUGUUUUC